CGUUUGAAGAUCAAACAUCAGAAAUCUUCAAAACCUACUAGCAAAUGAAAAUUUUCAUUUUUUAAAAGUUUUAAUCUAAUUCUGUUCAGUUUUAGUUAAAAUAUCAUACUUUUCUUUGGCUGUUGAAUUUUCAGAGGUAUGUACUCUGAGACAGUUUGUAUGAAAAUAAGCAUGCAAACGUUGUUUUGUAGGCUUUUUAGUUAGCUCAUGCGUUGUUUAAGGUAUUAAAAUAAAAAGAAUAUCACUUUGACAGAAAAGUUUGAAAGACCGGGCAUACCUUGAUAAUUAUUGAUAAUGGCUACCAAGUAUUUGGCAUGCUUUUUGCUGCUAUUUGAAAGAAGUGUCUGUUAUGAGAACUUAUGCAGAAAACCAGGUAUAAUUGCAACCCAAAGCUCAGACAGAGAAGGUUUACCUGCGACAAAAGCUAUUGACGGUAAUUACAGUCUGCUUUAUCAAGCGUGUGCUCACACAGCGCCUGGCAAGAGAGAAGCUUGGAUUCAAGUGGAUUUAAUAACAACCUACAGGCUUAACUCCGUAAAAAUAUUUUACAGAAAUGGCAUUGACUGGAGACCUUACCGGUUCCGUCAGUUCUAUUUGGAUGUAUCAAACACAUCAGCAGCUGUCUCCACCACAUCAACACCACAGAGGGUUCGCUGCUACAAAGAUAACACUACAUACCCAGCCACGCCCCCUGCUGUGUUUGACAUUCCUUGUAAACAGACAGCACGAUACGUCAUCAUAGAAACCACUUAUAAUGCACCUGAGAAUGGUGCAGAGACUGGACCUAUGCUAGAAAUUUGCGAAAUGGAAAUUUAUGGAUGCCGCUCUGAAUGUUUCGGGGAUACCUGCUACUCAAAUGGUGAAUGUGACACGUGUGGCGGAGGUCACUGGGGAUAUACAUGUCAAAGUCAUUGCUCUUCUAAUUGCUACGUUGGAUCUUGUGACAAAUAUAGCGGAUCUUGUAAUCGAGGGUGUCAAAAUGGAUUCUGGGGAAAUGACUGCAAUACAAAGUGUAGUGCGCAUUGUUUGAAUGAUAUUUGUGAUUUUGAAGAUGGAACCUGUGUUAGGGGAUGCAAGUCUAACUUUAUUGGAGCUAAGUGUCAAAAGUGCAGCAAAAAUCAUUAUGGACCACGAUGUGAUCUACACUGUAGUCCAAGCUGUUUAAAUGGAAGCUGUUUUACAAGUAACGGGACGUGUAAAUAUGGUGUCAAUAGCACCUUCAAUGAUGGCAAAAAUAGUUCAGCAAACGACCAGGCAUCAAAGAGAAGUAAAAAUAUUAAUUCGAUUCUGUACGGUGUGGUUACAAUUCUUUUCAUAAGUAUUUUCCUCAACAUAUUUUUCGUUGUACGAAAUUUAAGACAAACAUUCAAAAAAGACAAAACUCAACAAGGUUCAAAGGAAGACACGAACCAACCAAAAUAUGAGGAAGAGGAUGAUAACACAGGCUACCAAGAACUUAAAUAUUUAGGUUAACCCUCUGAUUUUGAUGAUUUCAAAUGAAUGCAGGUCAAAGAUUGUAGUAUAAGGACAUUAGCAAACAAGCUUAAUCUGGAAUAAUUGUUCAAUGUUGAAAAGUCAAACGUUUUAUGCUAUUGAAAUUUGCUAAGAUUUUUUUUAAAAAGAAUUAUUUUUAAUACCUUGUAUCCAAAUAUAAGGGAUCCGCAUAUGAUUAAUACCAUGUCUCAAUAUUCAUUGCUGUAAUCAUUUUCUAGAGGAGUAAAGAAAACAGCUUUGUAGAACAUCGAAUAUAACCCUCUACAUAUAUGCAUCGAUCCUUGCAAUGGUUUUAAUUAACUUAAAUUAGUUAAUUAAUUAAGGAAUAUAGUAUAGAUAUGGGGAUUGGAGUACAAUUUAUAUCUAUAAUUUUGGACAGAGCAAAUAUUUUUUUUCAAACUGCCACACUUCAUAGAAGAAAGUACAGUUCAUAGAACUUGCUUGUUCCUUUAAAAUCCACUUCACUUGCCAGCAAAGGAAUUAACACAGUGAAAUGCUGUGUUUUUUUUAAGAUUACAAAGUUAAGAUUUUGUUGUGUCUGAUUGAUAAUGUUUUAUAAUUGUUUUUUUUUUGGAGAUCACGUCUUCCAACAAUCUUUCAGGAUUCCUAUGGGUA
Molecule: messenger RNA, 2109 nt
Organism: Saccostrea cuccullata (small rock oyster)
Lineage: Eukaryota; Metazoa; Mollusca; Bivalvia; Ostreida; Ostreidae
Product: cell death abnormality protein 1-like
Exons: 8
Coding region: 295-1473 (392 amino acids)
Source: RefSeq, a predicted model, not a curated record